CACGCCGCUCCGCCAUGCCGCUCUUCUCAGUUAAUGUGAAGUGGGGAAAAGAGAAAUUCGAUGGCGUGGAGCUGAACACUGACGAGCCUCCAAUGGUCUUCAAAGCCCAGUUAUUUGCACUGACUGGAGUUCAGCCAGCUAGACAGAAGGUUAUGGUUAAAGGAGGAACUCUGAAGGAUGAUGACUGGGGGAACCUAAAAAUAAAGAAUGGGAUGACCUUGCUAAUGAUGGGUUCCGCAGACGCGCUUCCAGAGGAGCCGAUCGCUCGUCCCGUCUUUGUGGAGGACAUGACAGAGGAGCAGUUGGCUUCGGCUAUGGAAUUGCCUUGUGGAUUGACAAACCUUGGCAACACUUGCUACAUGAAUGCUACAGUUCAGUGUAUCCGCUCAGUGCCAGAAGUGAAAGAGGCCCUUAAAAGGUAUGGUGGUGCCUUAAGAGCUUCAGGAGAAAUGGCCUCUGCUCAGUACAUUACUGCAGCUCUUAGAGACUUGUUUGAUUCCAUGGAUAAAACUUCCUCCAGUAUCCCACCUAUCAUUCUCCUGCAGUUUUUACAUAUGGCCUUCCCACAGUUUGCAGAGAAAGGCGAUCAAGGCCAGUACCUUCAGCAGGAUGCCAAUGAGUGCUGGGUGCAGAUGAUGAGGGUACUACAGCAGAAGCUGGAAGGCAUAGAAGGUGAUACAGUUAUGGAGACAGACUCUGGAGCUACAGCAGCAUCCUCUAAAAAGAAGAGUUUAAUUGAUCAGUUCUUCAGCAUUGAAUUUGAAACAGCCAUGAAAUGUACAGAAGCUGAAGAAGAAGAAGUAACUAAAGGAAAAGAGAAUCUCCUUCAGCUUAGCUGCUUUAUCAAUCAAGAAGUGAAAUACCUGUUUACAGGACUAAAAUUGCGUCUUCAGGAGGAAAUCACCAAACUCUCUCCAACGCUGCAGAGAAAUGCACUCUAUAUCAAAUCUUCCAAAAUUAGUCGCUUGCCCGCGUACCUGACUAUUCAGAUGGUUAGAUUUUUUUACAAAGAGAAAGAAUCUGUGAAUGCAAAAGUUCUUAAGGAUGUCAAAUUUCCUCUUAUGUUGGAUGUGUAUGAGCUGUGCACACCAGACCUACAGGAAAAAAUGGUUUCUUACCGAUCAAAAUUCAAAGAUUUAGAGGACAAAAAAGUAAAUCAACAGCCAAAGAAUUCUAGUAAAAGUGAUGGUGCACAGAAAGAAGUUAAAUAUGAACCAUUUUCUUUUCCUGAUGAUAUUGGUUCUAACAAUUGCGGCUAUUAUGACCUGCAGGCAGUGCUAACUCACCAAGGCCGAUCAAGUUCCUCUGGGCAUUAUGUGUCUUGGGUUAAAAGGAAACAAGGUAAGAAAACCAAAACAAAUUGCAGCCCUGUUAACCACUCUUCAGGGCUCCUUUCAGCCAAGGGGCUGUUAAGCAAGCUUAGAUUUUAUGUACCUAAGCUACAAAUGAUCCUCUUGUUUUUCUUUGCAGAUGAAUGGAUUAAAUUUGAUGAUGACAAAGUCAGCAUUGUUACACCUGAAGACAUUUUGAGGUUAUCUGGGGGUGGAGACUGGCAUAUAGCUUACGUUCUACUCUACGGGCCUCGCAGAAUUGAAGUCGUUGAAGAAGAAGCUGAACAAUAGUCUUCCGUUUUAGCCAUUCUGCCUAGGUGUGAAAUAAAUGUUGAUUACUGAUCACUUCUUUAACCCCAGAGCUUUAGCAAGUGGAUAAAUAAUUUGUUCAAACCUUCUCAUGUGCAGAGGGAUAUUGUUUUAAAACUGAUCCAUGUACCAAUUAGUCACUAUUGGACUGGACUGCCCACUGUGGUGGUGACAAUACUUAAAAUAGCUUUAAUGUCUUGCAGAAGAUAAUUUUUUUAAAUGAGCCUCUCCUCCUCCUUCUUCUCUAAUGUCAUCAAGUAUUUAUUACACACCUACUCUCACAUUUGUUACUCUUGCAUGGUUUAUACCACAGUUCAGUAGCUGUCCAUCCUUUGCCUUACCUGGCAGUUCUGUUAGGAAGGUAGAAGAGAAACUGUUGCCUUGUUGUGUAACUCAGUGCUGCUGCCCGUAGCCGACAGCUGUGGCUACAAUCAAGUAUUUGUCCAGCCUGACCUGCUGAUUCAGUCUGUUCUGUUGCUGGCAUCUCAUGAUUUCAAAAUAAAUUGUGAUCAACAAUGUGUCUCCAUUAAAAACAGCUCCUGUCCUGGUACUGUAGUCAGUAUGCGUUUGUUUUCACUUCCUGGGCCACCACUGAUGAAUGUCUCAAAGCAGUCAUGGAAUAAAGUCACUUUUUUUUUAAGCUGUA
Molecule: messenger RNA, 2286 nt
Organism: Sturnus vulgaris (Common starling)
Lineage: Eukaryota; Metazoa; Chordata; Aves; Passeriformes; Sturnidae
Gene: USP14
Product: ubiquitin specific peptidase 14
Biological process (GO): proteasome-mediated ubiquitin-dependent protein catabolic process; protein deubiquitination; regulation of proteasomal protein catabolic process
Molecular function (GO): protein binding; proteasome binding; cysteine-type deubiquitinase activity
Source: RefSeq, a predicted model, not a curated record